Molecule: messenger RNA, 872 nt
Organism: Hibiscus syriacus
Lineage: Eukaryota; Viridiplantae; Streptophyta; Magnoliopsida; Malvales; Malvaceae
Product: F-box protein SKIP27-like
Exons: 3
Coding region: 25-573 (182 amino acids)
Molecular function (GO): protein binding
Source: RefSeq, a predicted model, not a curated record
AGAUUUUAGACUUUUUCUGGACAAAUGGGUUUGGGCAGAGUAUACCGUUCGUAUUCACUGAACUUGAAACGCGGAGUAAUUGAGGAAGAAGAGUCACGGUUAGGAUUCGUUAGAUGUACGCUUGGAUUAGGGAGGAAAAGGGUUGGGAUUUCAAAUGAGAUGGAGGAAAUCACGCCUGCAACCAAAGUUCCAUUCCUGAAAAGGCAAUGCAGCGAGAGGAUUGUGACGAAGCUGUCAGCUGAUUAUUGCCAUGAAAAAUCUGCUCUCGAAUCACUUCCUCAAGAUGUUCUUAUUAGGAUUAUUUGCGGUGUCGACCAUGAAGAUUUGAAGCAACUUUUUUAUGUUUCUAAAUCAAUCAGAGAAGCUACUGUCAUUGCAAAGCAGUCUCAUUUUGCUUAUAGCACACCAAGAAAGGUGAAAGCUUUUCGAACAUCCAUAGAUUUCGAGGAAUCAAGUGAAUCGGACGACAUUGAAGCUCCAAAUGCACCAAGGCAACGGAAGUCUCAUACGUCCAUCAACAGGAAGAAACUUGCUGAUAAUGGCACUAUCUGCUUGACACGGAAGAGAUUGUAGAUAUAGCUUGUGGAAGCAGCCAGCAGUAGUUGUUGUAGAUUAAAAAGGGGUUGAUUAGUGGAUCUGGUCGUCGGGUCUUUGUCCAUGUGUAAGAUUCUUGACAAGCAAUUUCUUCAAAUGUUUCGUUGAAGAUAUAGGUUGUUUGUAUCUUUAUGUACAUGAGAGAAAGAAAGGGAGAGAGAAUCCAGAUUCGGGUUUUAUUUGUUUUGGAGGGCUACCUUUAACCCUUCUGAUGUGAUAAAGUUGAGAUUGGAAAGGACAUGUUUCCAAUAAUAUCAUAAAUUUAGAUAUUUCCUCGU